GUUCUUUUACCUCGGCACGGCUACGAUGGCGGAUCAGGUUGAGAGAUCCUUCCAGAAGCAGGCAAGUGUGUUCUUGAACAAAAAAUCUCUCCUUUCUGGCAAGGGGAAGAAGAACUUGCGCUAUGUUAGAAAUGUAGGCCUCGGCUUUAAGACGCCGCGUGAGGCUAUGGAUGGUUCUUACAUUGACAAGAAAUGCCCUUUCACUGGCGAUGUCAGCAUCCGUGGUCGCAUUCUGUCGGGUGUGGUACUCAAGUUGAAGAUGCAGAGGACGAUUGUGAUCAGAAGGGAAUACCUCCACUUUGUGAAGAAAUACAAACGAUUUGAGAAACGACACAAGAACAUGUCCGUUCACUGCAGUCCGUGCUUCAGAGAUAUUUCUAUUGGGGAUGUCGUCACUGUUGGGGAAUGCAGACCCCUCAGCAAAACAGUUUGCUUCAAUGUUCUCAAGGUUAUGAGGGGAUCCAGAUCGAAAAAAGCGUUCCAGAAAUUUUGAAAUGUGAAAGACUGAAAAAAAUAAAAAAUAAAAAUCA
Molecule: messenger RNA, 530 nt
Organism: Gigantopelta aegis
Lineage: Eukaryota; Metazoa; Mollusca; Gastropoda; Neomphalida; Peltospiridae
Product: 40S ribosomal protein S11-like
Exons: 4
Coding region: 26-493 (155 amino acids)
Biological process (GO): translation
Cellular component (GO): cytosolic small ribosomal subunit; ribosome
Molecular function (GO): structural constituent of ribosome
Source: RefSeq, a predicted model, not a curated record